CAUGUUUAAAUUGGAAAGCCGCCAUCUUCGACGAUUUUUCACGGGUUGUUGACACGGACAGCUCCCAGCCGGUCGUGAAAGUGUUUUUCUGCUAAAUAAAAGUUGUGUAGUAUAAAAAGUAACGUUAAUUAGUGUGUUAUUUGAGACUGUAAGGGUACAUUCAUAUACGUCAAAGAUUUUUCGUACUAAGAUUUCUACCUUUGCGAAAAAUUUGCUAAAGUAGAAGCCCGUGACAAACGCCAAAUAGUUCAACUGACAGACUUUCCAGCAUUUCAAUGCUUUCUUUUCUUCAUUUCACGACUGUGUUCAAAACAUUAUUAAAGUGGUGUUUAUAACGUCAAAGUGACAAUAAAUAAUCUGGAUAAUGAAGUUACGUCUGUGAGCCCUGGAAUUCUUAUCUCCAUCGCCAGCGUUGUCGUAUGCACAUGCUCACGUCCCGAGAGUAUCAACUGGUAAAUGAUAGCGCAAGGAUCCAAUGAGGAACAUCUUCAAAUGACAAUGGGCUGAAGCAUAGUAUAUUUGAAAAUAUCACUCAAUUUGCAUACUUGAUUAAUGACUUCCUGAAAAAGAAAGAGAAUCAUUUAACUGGAUAAAAAUGGCGACAGUUGAUGAAAAGAAGCGCCAUGGAGGCUCAAAGGUAUCGGCGAUUGCAAAUAUAUUCCAGUCAAAGCCACAGCUGGAAAAUCUCAGUCACAGAACAAAUGUGGUAUUAUCAGAAGCCAUGAAGGAUCCUCCAGCACCAUUAAAAGAUUCUCCUACACAAGUAACAGUCGUUAGAACCGAGAGCCAUGUUGCUCGAUUCAACAAUGCAAGGGCUCUGUUUGAGAAACUGGGUGAAGAAAAUAAACCAAAUCGACCGGCUGAUCGAGUAAUGAAACCGACAAAUUUGCAUGGACUCCGCUCGCGUUCGAGCUCGGCAAAUUCUGGUUCAGGCUGUACAUCCCCGGCUCGAUCACCGCGUCCUCGUUCACCUUCUCCAUCAGGUACAAGAGAUCAUUUAAGUAAUUGGAGUGCAAGUGUGCCUGCUUUGAAUGCAGAGCGUCAUUUUGAGAAUGGGCACAGCCAUGGACCGGAAGCGGCGGUGGAUAGAUUGAGGCCCAGACCAGGAUUUGGAAAGUUUGAUAAAUUUGAUAAAAACUAUGGCAAAGAAAAUUACAUGGAUGAGAGGCCAGAAAGGCCAGAGAAGCCAGAGCGUAGAUUGAACUCAAAGGAGUUGAUUGAAAAACAGAAGAAUUGGACUAGCCAUUUCUCUAAAACGAGACCCAGCCGGUACAAUUCUGAUCCCAAUAGGUCGAUAGUUCAAACCACGCUAAAUCAGAGUAUGAACAAAGUUGGUGGUGAACCUAUCUCUCCUGGUCAGUCUACCGGUAUGUCAAACUAUGACAAAGAUUCGAGGCGUACCACGGAUGUUGCUAAUAAUCUUGCUACAAGAUCAGCCAGUUUCUGCUCAACAAGGCCGUCGCCAAAUAUGUCUCCGCCGCCUCCGCCUCCUCCCACUAGAAUCUCAUCAACUAAUAACGUUUCUUCAGCGAUAUCUAGGAAAGAAAGACCAGCUAGUGUAGCAUCGGCAAGCCCAACGACUCCUGAAUUUCUAUCUAGUCCUAAAAGUCCGGAGUAUGCUACUGUUGUGAAUAAACAUUUUGAUAUGUUUGCAAACACACCUGAGUAUGCCAUUGUGCAGAAAGGUCCAAAUGCGCCAUCAGCUAAAAACUCAACAAUUGCUGGUGCGCAAAAAAAUCAAGAAUCUCCGCUGCCCGAAUAUGCCGUGGUGCAAAAAAAUGUUACUGGAAAACAUGUCCAAAAAAAUUCAGUUGCAUUAAAAAGCGAAAACGUUGAGACUCCAAAGACGUCUAUGAAUCUGGACAAUAAAAAUGUAUCUUCUAAAAGUAGUACGAAUUCUGUAAAUUUGGAAAAUCAGUCCAAUAUUAGGUCUAAUAUAGGUCCCACGAGACCACAUAAAAAUGUCAAUAUUCCUUCUUCUGUGAAUAAUUUGUUUAUGGAAAGUUCCGACUUUGAUCAGUUAGGUACUCCGGAGUACGCUAAUUAUCCAAGUUGCCCAUUGAAAUCUCCACCUAAGACGUCGGAGUGGAAAAAUGAAUGGCUUGCAAAAAAUGAUGAAAUUCUGAAAAAUGCCGACAUUGAUUCACAUUUGACCAAAGAUAACUUUGACCAGGAAGUUAAAUGUAUUGAAAAAAUCAGAUCAGAAUCCAGGCCAGAUUGGGCAAAGCCCAGCUUAGAUACUGUAAAGCGAAAAGAAGAUAUCAAUGGAUCCAGAAAGCUGGACAGAUCGAAAUCACCUGAAUCAGAACUUCGGCCAUCCUCAGCUUGCACGGACAGUGCGUCGUCGGGAAUGAGCUCUCCGAGCUCUCCUUCAAAAGAUAGUAAAGAGGAAAAGGCUGAUAAGGAAAUACUUGAAAAAAAUCAAAAAGGACGUAACAGCUACGACCUAGAGAUAGAAGAUUCGGACAAACCGACAAUUUAUACGGAAAAAACAGUGGGCCAUGAAUUCAACCCGGAAAAGCCAUUUAGUGAAACAGACACAGCAACAGUCAUUCGAAGAUCUCACGUUCGUGUGGAUUUACCCGCUGCAGGUUUGGGGCAGCGUCCACCAUCGGUUGUCAGUUCUGAUCAAGAAUUUUCACCAUUGGAACAUAAGGAUAUACCUGUUCCAUCGCCGUAUGCCAAACGACUACAGAACGCACAAGUCUCUGACUCUACAAAUAAAACAAAUUCAGAUUCAAAGUCGCAGCAUGCCGAACAAACAAAAGAUGGAGCGAUCCAGCAUGACACACGAUAUAAAGCUCACGAAACCCCAACCAGUCAAAUUUUCUCGCCAGAAACUGCUACUUCGAGGUCACAAAAUUUAGCAGAUAGUGCUUCUCCGAAGCGAACUCAAGAGGCUGAAUUAAAUGCAACAAAUGACCAGAUGAAGCACGAAUCAUUGGCUGAGAGAAAAGAGCCAUCUGUAACAGCCAGUGGUUUGAGCGAUAUUAAGUCUAGGCCAAACAAAAUUGUUAAUUUAGGAAAAUCAACAACAAGUACAAAUCAGUCUUCGAGUGUUUCUAAUAAUCAAGAUAAGUGUCAUUCUAAUGACACAAAAUCCAUGACAGACUAUAUUAAUUCUACGACUAAAAAUAAUUUUAGUGAACAUGAAAGGAUCUUCACCACCGCAGCUCACACUACUUCCGCUACUACCACAACUACUUCCAAAGUAAAACCUGAUGCACAUGCUCAACAUACAACAAACGCAGAUAGCUCAAUUAAAAGUUCCCAUAGAUCGCAAUCGGAUAAUUUUGGUCAAUUACAGACAACGUGGGAGCAAGAGAAAUUAAAGGCUGAUCAAAUAGCUGCAACAAAGUCACAGCAAACAAAUUCAAACCAAUCUUUAUCAAAGUCCAAAAUUGCUGGAUCUAUUGAUAAGUCGCAAGAAUAUAAUGUCUCUAGUUCGCACGAAAGUAAAUCCGCUAGUGAUGAUAAAGUAUCUGAAAAUAGUCUUCAAGAAGACAGUGAUUCUAGCGAUGCUAAAACUAUUACAAAUUUAGAGAGUCUCUCUUCUAACGUGAGGCAAACACCGAACGGACAAGACUUAAUAAGAUCAAAAGUCAAACAAGUGACCCCUGUAACACCAGACACAAUGACUGCAGACGAGGCUGAAAAUCUGCUAAGUUCCCGGAUUUUGGAGAAAAAAAUUAGACAAGGUUCGGGGUUACUAUCGGAUGAGGAAGCUCAGGAAAUAGCCAGAUUAUUGUCACCUACUACAACAACUGCAACUCCUGGUGAUAAGGAUAGGGAAAUAGACAGGGAAAAUGACAGAGAAAAAGACAGAGAGGAACAAGAUAAUACACCUGACUGGCUCUCCGACGUUCUUUCUGCUCCAGAUUCCAGUCUUGUGAAUAGCACUACUCAUGAUUAUAGUUUGUCUAACAGGUCUCGGAGUGAUCUGACAAUAGAUUCCCUGACAGAGAGCCAGAUAGGCUCGGUCACCGGAAGCGAAAGUGGAUUGCUGGGAUCCGUCAGCAGUCUGAACGAUACCCACGAAACUAAUGAUGAUACAGAAACAGAACACCAGGAUGAUUUUACUCCCAUUGCUGGAAAAAUCAUUUUGGUUGAGAAUGGUGUUCAUUAUUACGAAGACGGUCACUUCUGGAUGGAGGUUGCUGGCCUUCCUGAUUCCGAUGAAGACGAUGACGAUUUAUCCCUAUCGGUUAUACCUGUGAAGCGGGCCAACAUCAAAGUCUCUUUUGAUACAGGGCCAAUGCGAGUUUACUCGACACACUCUGUUAACGAGUACGAUCGACGGAACGAGGAUGUUGACCCUGUGGCUGCGAGCGCAGAGUACGAACUUGAGAAACGAGUCGAAAAAAUGGAGGUUUUCCCAGUAGAGCUUAUGAAAGGGCCAGAAGGGCUAGGUUUGAGCAUCAUCGGGAUGGGUGUCGGUGCGGAUGCUGGGCUUGAAAAACUUGGUAUUUUUGUGAAAACAAUCACUGAAAAGGGUGCGGCUGCACGAGAAGGUCGCAUUCAGGUUAACGAUCAGAUUGUUGAGGUGGAUGGCAAGUCUCUGAUCGGUGUGACCCAAGCUUACGCUGCAAGUGUACUACGCAAUACCUCAGGUCUAGUACGGUUUCUCAUUGGCAGAGAAAGGGAUCCCCGUAAUUCCGAAGUAGCUAUGCUCAUCCGACAGAGUUUACAAGCAGACAGAGAACGUGAACAAGCCAAUGGGUCUACAACGAGGAGACUCAAUUUCUCGGAUGGAACCUCUCCGGACGGCCAACGUGGGAUUGGUAUGGGGGAAGAAAACUCUUCAAUGAGUGGUUUGGGCGGAGGGAUUCCUGGAUCUCCGACUAUGUCGUCCUGUUCGGAGGGUGAACCUCCGGCGAGUCCCAUCGAUGCCUACUCUUCUCCAGCCAGUCGGAGUCGCUCGCCUAUCAUUAGUUCAUCUCUACCGCUGCCUUCUACUACUACCCCAACAACCACUACACAGAGUGAUGUAGACAGCCUCAGAAUUCUCUUACAAGAGAGUCAGUAUAAGCUUGCCUUAGCCGACGGAGAGGUGGCAAACCUCAAAUCAAAGUUGGUGGAGCUGGAAAGCACUGGAGCAGGGAGUGAAGAAUAUGCCGCUAAGCUACGGGAAUCGGGAUUGAGAUUACACGAGUCGGAACGCGCUCUCAGCAUAGCACGUAAAGAUUUGGCAUCGGUUCGUGAAAUGCUGACUCAAGCAACCGCCCAGAGUGCUACUAUCCAACAAAAGUAUGCUAGGGCAAGACGCGCCGCACGUGAACUCAGAGCAGAUGUUAUAGCCCGAGAUGAAUUUUAUCAGCAGCUACUACAAGAAAAAGAUGCUGAGUACAACUCUCUAGUAAAAUGCCUCAAAGAUCGGGUGAUAGCAUUAGAAAUGGAACUUACGGAAACUCAGAGGAGAUUCGGACUUCCGGUACGAUUACCGUACGACGGUGCGACCGCGCGUAUCGUAACACCGCAGCCAACGAGACGCCAAAUGCCUCCACCACCCUCUGCAGCGAGUUGUCAGUUGUCGGACACAGAAACAUCGGACUUGAGCAGUCCUGACGAUGGAGAUAAAACGGCGACAGUAGAGCGUAAGCUGCCAUUACCAUUACCAGUAAAAGAAGAACUGGACCGCGCUGUGCCGGCUCAUCGUCUUCUGGAUAAUUCCGCGGGCAAAAGUAAAGCUGAACUUGCCAGUCGAGGAGGAUUGGCAAAUCGCCAACUGCCAAAACGAUCUGGCGGUCUCAGCAAUAGCAGCUCGGAUUAUGGCUUGGAUGAAUCUGGCGAUAAUACAGAUGAAGAUUUAUCCUCAAAGAACGCUAGUACUCAUGACGGAAUCAGUCAAUCGGCAAGUGAUCUAUCGCGCCCUUCAAAUUUGAGCUCGUAUUCCAGCAGCUCGUCUAUUAGUUCGCAAAAAAGUAAACAGCAUCUGGAAUCCACACAAACUACAACUAUACGCCAACACAGUACAAUUAGCUCUCAGGUCAGAGCAAUGACGGAGCAAAGCUGGCCCCCUCCGCAGAAAGGUCUGACUGGCCCUCCAGCAUCAUUGGCGGAACAGUUGAAGCAAGUUUUAGCUGAAAGAGAAAGAAGAUUAGGUGGUAAUGACAUUCCAUCAUCGAGAGAGAGUUCUGGGGAUUUCACAGAUCUGAAUAAUCCACAGUCUAAUGAUCCAACAUUGGUCACACAUCAUUUGGUGGAAGAGAUACGACAGGCUGUUAACGAAGCAAAUCAAAGAGCAAAGAAAGUUGCAGUGCCUCCGCAAAGCUUGAUGGGCAGUGGAAAUACACCCUGGCAUCAUCCAGGUGGAUCUCCGUCCAGUCUUUCGUCCGGUGGAUCAGUAAGCCCACCUGGUGCUGAUCCCAGCCCAUCAAAAACUGGUAGCGCAGAUUCCAGUGAGGUUUGGCUUCCUCCACAUCCAAGUGACUUUGGCUUGGGGGAUAAAAAAACCUCCCAUUUCUGGCAAAAUGCACCUAUUACGGAUUGGUCUAAAGAACAGGUGUGCCAAUGGCUGUCAGCCGUAGGUCUGGAACGGUAUGCGCCUCGUUUUGUUGAGGCGGGAAUAGCUGGAGGAGGGCUAUUGAGACUAGAAUCACGCGAUUUGAAAGCUCUCGGUGUUGCGGGAGAAGAGAAAGCGCGGCUAAAACGAAAAUUGAAAGAGCUGCGAGCACAAGCGGAGCGGGAGCGUAAAGAGCGUAAGGAGUUGGAACGCAUGCGACGCAAGGCUGAAAAGGCAGCUAAAAAAAAUAGGAUCGAAUGUACCGGGAUAAUCAACCACUUCUGAUGAAGCUUCAUUUAGUUCAACCGGGGGAGUUUCGUUCUGAAUGGAUUUCAUAUCAACGACUGUUCAUUACAUCUUCAACAAUUGUCGGGAUCGCGCUUAUGCUAAAAACUCUUUCUAAUGUGAAGUGUGUCAUAUAGUCAAAAAAUUUUUAAAACAAUAUAUUUAUUUUUUCAUAUUUUCCCCGUUAUUUCAAACGUCAGGAUUUAAUCUGUACAGUGUUUUUUAUUAGCAAGAGUUUCCGGAUUUUAAUAAUUCUGUAACUCAUUCUUCAAUUUGGUAAAAUCUGUACUCUGAUGUCUUUUUUGAUCUUAAUAUUGAGAUUCGUCACUCUGCUACAGUGAAAAAUUACUCGGCAGGAUGUAACUCAAUAAAAGCGAAAACAAAAAACCGACACAAAACGAAAAAUAGAAAACAGAGCGAUCCACAAUGUUUAGUACUUGAUCAUGUACAGAAAUUUCCUUUUCAAAUGGUUUAACAGAUUGUAAAUAUUUGAUUUUAGAUAAAUAAUUUAUACAUAGAAGUGCUGAUUAUAUUGUUUUAAAACAUAUCAGACAUAAUAUAGACACACCAUAUUGUGAAUUUAUUCUAUGUAUGAAAUGCCUACAACGAAAUGAGAUCUUACUUAUGUAAAAGUUUUCUUCAUUUUUAACAAGUCUCAUUUUGUUAUGUGCAAUUGGUAGACAAACGUAUGCGGAAAUGCGUGUACUUAUUUAUGAUAGUUAUAAGUCUUGAGUUUGGCAUUACAAAGUGUUUUAAUCACAAGGUUGAUCGGUCAGUGAUUUGUAUCAGACAACGUUAUAUGACUCAAUUACAAUAUAAUUAAGCAUAACUGAAACGGAGUAAGCGACACUACAAAUAAUUGCAGAAACACUUUGUACAUACAUGAUAUGUUUAAUAAGUAUUGACGUUAACGAUAUAAUGAUUAUCAUUUAUCAAGUAUAAGUAAAUACCAUAACCAUAUAGUGUCAUAAUAUUUCAUAAUAUAACAUUAGUUGAAUAAUUCAAGUGUUAAUUGAACUCAUCUAUUACUUUAUAUCAAUGCGUUGAAUCAAGAUCCUCAAACAACAUAAAACAUUACAAAAAGAACAAGAGCUUUGUACUAUUGCUUUUAUUGGACAAUUCAUUCGAAUUAUACCUGAGAGUUGAACUAAUCCAGAUCAAAGUGCCAAAAAAUUUUACCGACUAAAUAGGAUGAUUUUUCGUUUGAUCAAUCCUCAUAUGUUUACCUGUACACUGCUAUGAGUAUUUUAUCAUAUUAUAAGCAACGUUUUCACGUCAUUUAGAUUCUUGUUAGGUCAACUCUUUGGCUCAAUAUUUAAAAGAUUAAUAACAGAUUACACUUGACUAAAACUGACUGAUUUGAAAACUAAGUUUUAUAGUUGAUUUUUAAUAAAAAACGAAAAAAAAAAACGAAAAAAACGAACCUAUCUAUGUAAUAUGAUAAUAACAAAAAUAUCGCGUGAAAAAAUAUUAGCAGUAGUAUGACAAGCAGAAGCACAUUGAAAAAAUCACCAAAAAAAAAACUUGCAUGUCUUCUGAACGUGUUGAUCCUUAUUUGAUUUGAAUUUUAUUUUUUACUGUUAUUUAAAUUAUUGUCAUUAGAUUAACAGUAUUCAUCUCAGCAAUUAUCGAAAAGCUGCAAAAAGAUGAUCAGUUAACUGGUCAUUGAAAACUUUGCAUUAUGAUAACGAAGACAAACAAUAAUAAUAUUGUGAAAUACUCUAUACAUUUUAAAUAAAAAACAAACAAUUCGUACAGUACAAA
Messenger RNA from Athalia rosae (coleseed sawfly), 8551 nucleotides. RefSeq names its product neurabin-1 (gene Spn). Gene Ontology annotation, biological process: actin filament organization; neuron projection development; calcium-mediated signaling. Gene Ontology annotation, molecular function: actin filament binding. Gene Ontology annotation, cellular component: cytoplasm; postsynaptic density; actin cytoskeleton. NCBI's taxonomy places the organism in Eukaryota, Metazoa, Arthropoda, Insecta, Hymenoptera, Athaliidae. Bases 596 to 6787 code for a protein of 2063 amino acids. The record is from RefSeq and is a predicted model, not a curated record. The transcript has 20 exons.